Molecule: messenger RNA, 980 nt
Organism: Trichobilharzia regenti
Lineage: Eukaryota; Metazoa; Platyhelminthes; Trematoda; Strigeidida; Schistosomatidae
Source: the annotation of a GenBank genome assembly
AUGAGUCGCGUCUACAGAGUGAAUGCUUUGAAGCAUAAAGAACACUUCUGUGUGAUAUUACUUACACAAAUAUCAGCAAUAUGCGAUCAAAUUGCUCACAGUUUACAAUAUUUUGUGAUACAAACUCUUAAAAUAACUAGUUUAUUGAAGGUGGCUGAAAAUUCUGGUAUCGAUUGGAAAUAUUUUGAAGCUAGCUCUUGCUUAGUAGUGCUUGUGGUUCUCUGGGCAUUAAGUUUUUUCAAAUUCGGAAGUUUUGAAAUCGCAUUGAUCCUGUUAGGAAUAACAGGACGCCCACUGUGGCCAAUGUAAUGUUUGUUACAGUUCAUACAAUUUAUUUUGUAAAAGGUGUUAUUUUAUCUCCUUUUUCUGUCGGAUCUUUUGGUUUGCAUAAGAUCGAAUUAAGCGAUUCGGCUGGUUUGUGUGCUACAUCUAAAUCAAACGGUUUCACUAUUCUAGCCGUUAUUUCAGAGAUAUUUCUGAUGUAUGGUAGGAUGAAUUUCUUUUUGGUCUUUGGUGAUUGUGCUUUGAUUCGAAUUUAAACACUUUUUGAUGAAAUUUUUUGGAUAACCAUUCUUCUUGAAGACCGUUCCUAAGUAUUUUUCUUCCAUUCUUUUCAACUCUGGUGUGCUACAAUGUGUUUGAACUCUUCUAAACAAUGUCUGCACACAGUUUCUUUUGUGAGUAAUUGGAUUAUUGCUAGAAUAGUUGAGUAUUUGAUCUGUGUGCGUUGAUUUUCUAUAUACUUGUGUUUCUAAAUUUCCUGUGUUGGUUCUCCUGAUUAAGACAUCUAAAAAUGGGAUUUUGUUAUCUAAUUCUUCUUCUCUUGUGAAUUUGAUGUCUUCAAAUAUAUUGUUUAUUAAUUUAUGGGUAUAUUCUAAAUCAUUUUUCUUAAUUAUUACAAAUGUAUCAUCAACGUAGCGUACCCAGAUUUUCGGUUUUAUUAUAGGUAGAGCUAUUAAUUCUAAUCUUUGCAUAACGGC